AUGUCGUCUGAAGACAGAAUCCUCCGGAAUGUCGUCCGGCAAAGCACUCUAGAAGAGGCGAAUCGUAACGUCUUUCCGCCACAUACGCAGGACUCCACCGCAAAUGGAAGCCUCACGCCUUCGCCGACUCUGACCGGCAAGCCGUACCCGUUCUUUGUGCCAAGCACUGUGAAGAGCACUUUGGGUAGUCCUACUGCUUUGGCUAUUGGAGCUUUCUCAACGACGCUUACCACCUUGUCGUUUUCGCUGAUGCAAUGGAGGGGGCUAUCGACCAACAAUGUCUUCAUUGGGAACUUCUUCUUUGUUGCGGGUAUCGGAAUGGUGAUUUCAGCGCAGUGGGAGCUCGUGCUGGGUAAUUCUUUCGGCUACACGGUUCUCAGCGCAUUCGGAUUCUUCUACGGCGGGUUCGGCGCCAUAAUCACGCCCUUCUUCGGCGUCGCGGAAGCCUACGGCACGAACUCGGCCGAUUACAACAACGCCCUCGGCUUCUUCGUCCUGAUGUGGACCGUCCUCAACACCUUCUUCCUCAUCGGCUCCCUCCCCAUUAACUUCGUCUACAUCGGCAUCUUCUUCUUCGUCGAGCUGGCCUUUGCGCUGGUGUCAGCCGCCUACUUCGCUGCGGCUGACGGGGCUGCCGACAGGAGCGUCGCGCUGAACAAAGCGGCGGGCGCGUUUGCGUUCUGCGCGGGCAUGCUAGGGUAUUACACGGUGGCCCACCUGAUGUGUCAGACUGCGUGCGGGUUUAGUUUCCCGAUGGGGGACACGAGCAGGUUCUUUGUGAGGGAGAGGAAGAGGCCGGAGGGGGAUGUUCAGGGUUUGGAGGGGGAACAGGGGCUGGGUACCAAAGGCGAGGAGUAG
Messenger RNA from Drepanopeziza brunnea f. sp. 'multigermtubi' MB_m1, 858 nucleotides. RefSeq lists its product as uncharacterized. NCBI's taxonomy places the organism in Eukaryota, Fungi, Ascomycota, Leotiomycetes, Helotiales, Drepanopezizaceae. The record is from RefSeq and is a predicted model, not a curated record. Gene Ontology annotation, molecular function: acetate transmembrane transporter activity. Gene Ontology annotation, cellular component: plasma membrane.